Molecule: messenger RNA, 1568 nt
Organism: Oreochromis niloticus (Nile tilapia)
Lineage: Eukaryota; Metazoa; Chordata; Actinopteri; Cichliformes; Cichlidae
Product: dual specificity protein phosphatase 13-like
Exons: 3
Coding region: 329-886 (185 amino acids)
Biological process (GO): negative regulation of MAPK cascade; protein dephosphorylation
Cellular component (GO): cytoplasm
Molecular function (GO): MAP kinase phosphatase activity; protein tyrosine/serine/threonine phosphatase activity
Source: RefSeq, a predicted model, not a curated record
GCAUAAUCACUUCACUUAAACAUUUUGCCCAUAAUUACAUUUAGUUAUCGCUCGUUUAUGGGAUGAUUCAUCUGUUUGAGGCUUAUUAAAUCUCAGUCCCGCCGUGGUGUGAAAAGCACAAGCCCCGGCUGCGGUGUUUGUUGUUCUGCCCUCUGCACGAGUAAGACUACACGCUAGGUUAAGCACUAAAUUGGGUAACUGUCCAGCGAUAGCAGAUAAACACCUGCUCGUACACAUCAUCUUGAGCCGGAGAAAGACGGGGAACCGCUUUAAUACAACAAACAUUUGGACCAGUGAACGAUCCAAGACAAGGGAUUUGGAUUUUAAAAUGUCAGCGCUGAGAAGCAAGAGAAAAGAAUAUCUAAGUGUGAAGGAUUUGCAGAAGCUUUUGGACUCUUGCAAGCUGCACCUCAAUCAAAUUGACGAAGUGUGGCCGAACAUAUACAUAGGAAAUGUGGCAGUAGCCCAAAACAAGGCUGCCUUGCUGAAAUUAGGUAUAACUCAUGUAUUAAACGCUGCUCACUCCAAGCGAGGCAGCAUAGGGAACCAAAGCUUUUAUGGCAGCGACUUUGUGUAUUGUGGCAUUCCAGCAGAUGACUCGACACACUUUGAUCUGGAUGUUUACUUUCAGCCUGCAGCCGAUUUCAUUCACAAAGCUCUGAAGUCACCUGAUGGGAAAGUUCUGGUGCACUGCAUCAUGGGAAUGAGCCGGUCAUCGACCUUGGUUUUGGCAUACCUCAUGAUCUACCAUCAUCUCCCACUCAAACAGGCUUUGCAGAAGCUGAUCCAGAAAAGAGCCAUCUACCCCAACAGGAAUUUCCUGGCUUUGCUGUUGGAUCUGGAUCUUCAGCUGACAAAGAAAAAGAAAACAUGUCGGAUCCUGUAGUGAAAAGAGGCAUGUACAUCUUCAGCCACAAAGCUACGCGGUGGUUUCUGGGACUAACCAUGCCAGCCAGUCUGUCGGUGCAACAGUCCAGACUGAAACGUUUAGACACAUCAUCAUGAAAUUUGGUUCGACUGAGUGAAUUUCUGUCGACUCAGCUGUCCAAACCACUAACAGAGAUCAAAGUUGCACAAAUCACACAGAAUAAACUAUCAGUGCUUGUUUUUAUAUUUAUAUGUUACUGAAAUGCCAAAUGUUAAUGGCAGGAGACAAACUCUGCACACUCAUUAGUCUUUACUUUUAUUAUGAUGAGGUUCACCAUUCUAAACAAGCUCACAUAGAUAGAUAGAUAGAUAGAUAGAUAGAUAGAUAGAUAGAUAGAUAGAUAGAUAGAUAGAUAGAUAGAUAGAUAGAUAGAUAGAUAGAUAGAUAGAUAAAGUUUCAUAUUAAAGGAGAUUUUCAAAUGUUAACAUAGGCCUAUACAGGCUCAUAAAGAUUACAUGCUACAUGAUUACCAGCUAAAGAGUAGCAAAUAAACAUGCUAAUGUAAGCAUACCGACAUCGUAUUGUAUAUGCCAGCGCUCCCCAACCCCUGGGCCACGGACCGGUACCGGACCGUGCGUUGUUUAGUACCGGGUCAUGAGAGUUGAGGCUCGGGUGUGAAAUUUAUAGGUCUCAGGGUUUU